AGCCAUCAGGAAGUUUAGUGGAAAAGGUUUUUGGGGUUUGGGAAUUAGAGAGAGCAAUAGAGAAGAAAGAAACAAAGCUUCUGAAUUGGAGAACUCAACAAUGGCUGCCUCAGCAUCCACUUCGUCUUCUUCAGAGGAAGAGAUAACAUUGACGGUGAAAUGGAGCGGAAAGGAAUACACUGUACGAGUCUGUGGUGAUGACUCUGUGGCUGAGCUCAAGCGUCGAAUCUGCGAGCUUACUAACGUCUUGCCCAAGCGCCAAAAGCUUCUUUAUCCCAAAGUCGGAUCCAAACUAGCCGAUGAUUCGAUUUUGCUCUCUCAGCUUCCCCUCAAAUCAUCUCUCAAGAUGACCAUGAUCGGAACUGUUGAAGAUGAUAUAAUCGUGGAUCAAGUGGAUUCCCCUGAAAUUGUUGACGAUUUUGAACUUGGGAAAGAUGAAGUCAUUGAUAUUAAGGACAAGGAUGUCAAUAAGCAGAAACUGAGAAGGCGUAUUAGUAUAUACAAGAUAGAACUUCGCAAUCCAUGUCGUGAAGGAAAGAAAUUGCUUGUUCUGGACAUUGAUUAUACACUCUUUGAUCACCGCUCUCCAGCUGAAAAUCCUCUUCAACUCAUGCGGCCUUUUCUUCAUGAAUUUCUGACAGCUGCCUAUGCUGAAUAUGAUAUCAUGAUAUGGUCUGCAACCAGCAUUAGGUGGGUUGAAUUGAAGAUGGGCCAGCUUGGCGUUCUCAGUAAUCCAAACUACAAAAUCACUGCCCUUCUAGACCAUUUAGCUAUGAUCACAGUUCAGUCAGAUUAUCGUGGGACCUUUGAUUGCAAGCCACUAGGCUUGAUUUGGGCACAGUUUCCAGAGUUUUAUAGUUCGAGAAAUACAAUAAUGUUUGAUGAUCUUCGGAGAAAUUUUGUAAUGAAUCCACAAAAUGGGCUGGUGAUCAGGCCAUUCAGGAAAGCUCAUGCUAAUCGUGACACUGACCAAGAGCUAAUGAAGCUCACUCAGUACUUGCUUGCCAUUGCGGAACUCGAUGACUUGAGUCAUCUUGAUCAUAACAACUGGGAGCUAUACUCUGAAGAUGGUCCCAAAAGACGGCGGCAUGCAUGAGUAACAGUUCUAUUUCGUUCUAUCAUCAACUAGUUGAGUUUUACUUUUUCAGGAGGUGCUGAUAGGGAUUUGGAUUUGAAGGGCUGUUUUGGUGAAAUGGUGUAAACUUGGUGGAAUAAUUUUGAGAUUGUGAUAAAUAUGAACAUGUACUAUAUCUAUAUUUUCUAUGAUUGCAGAUAUAAUUUGCUUUUGGGAGAUAGAGCUUGGAGUUAUUUAUAUUUAUAUAUACACACACACAAGGGCAGGCAAAGACAACCAUGCUUUCUCUCUUUCCAUAUUGAACAUUUAGCUAUAAUUGGUAACUAUUCAUAUAUAUAUUUGGCUCAUCAUAAUGAAACUUUUGUACUUUUGCUCAA
Cucumis sativus (cucumber) is the source of this 1452-nucleotide messenger RNA. RefSeq names its product ubiquitin-like domain-containing CTD phosphatase. The coding region runs from base 101 to 1096 and encodes 331 amino acids. Gene Ontology annotation, molecular function: phosphoprotein phosphatase activity; protein binding. Gene Ontology annotation, cellular component: nucleus. NCBI's taxonomy places the organism in Eukaryota, Viridiplantae, Streptophyta, Magnoliopsida, Cucurbitales, Cucurbitaceae. The record is from RefSeq and is a predicted model, not a curated record. The transcript has 7 exons.